CUCACAACAGUACAGACUAAAUUUCUCACAGGUUGGUUACUUUUAGAGCUUAUAAGCUUAGAAUGAUUUUGUAAAUAAAAUUGAGUUAAUUUUUGUAUUAUUAUUGUUAUUAUUAUUAUUUGCUUUGAUUAUUAUUAUUAUUUUAGUUGCUUGUCCUUUUUACAUGAAAGUUUGUUAUUAAAUUUACAUUUUUAUCUCAACCUUCUUGACUGGGACUCUUCUUCUGGGGUUACCCAAAGAAGUAUAUACUAUAUAGUAUAGUUUUCUAAAUAUUCACUUUAAUUUAAACACUAAAAACUCUGAUGAUGGUAACAAGUUCUACUGAUAUAGUAAGUGUCACUUCUAUUACUAGCAGGAAAGCGGAAAUGGCGGUGUUCACACACAAACCACAAGCAUACAUAAAAAUGACUCCAUGGAUGGAUUUUUAACUAUGAUUGUAAAUGUGAUUGUACCGCAUUAAUGAAGGGUGAAGUAGGAGAAUCAGCGCCCUCUGGUGGCUACUCGUUAUUGCAUGCCCGUUCACUGAAACCUCUGCAGCACUGAAACACAGCACCAGGAAGUCGACUGAAAAAGAGCUUCAGGAAUGUCCCUGACGAUCAGCAGGGCCGAAGGGGUGACGGUGUACACUGUUAACUCUGACACCAAAAGUAAAUGGCCACUUUGUUGUCAGAUCCUGGGCACCCUGUGCUACAGCCCCGUGUGCUCGGUGUCUCGGAGCCUGAAGCAGCAGUUCGGCUGUACUCUAACAGCACUGGCGACUAUCCAGAUCAUGGUUGGAAUAAUGACUCUGGGCUUCGGGGCUUUGAUUACAGGGAUUUUUACUCUUAGUAACCUGGAACUUGCUCCCUAUUGGCUAGGAGGCAUGUUUGUUGUAGUUGGAUUCAUGUGUAUUCUAGCAGAAAAGUUUCCGAGCCAGUGUCUGGUUGUCCUGACUGUGGUGAUGAAUAUAGUGAGCGCUGGAUUAGCUAUAGCUGCCAUCGUGCUUUAUUCAUUGGAUUUGGCAGUACGGGGUAGUUACUGGUGUAGGGAACCUGAACCUCACCAGGAGAGGUAUUCCUGGACAACUGCAUCUCCUUCUAAAAAGGCUGAGUGGGAUAAAAUCUUUGAGAAACAACUAGAGAACUACACAGUUUGUAAGCAAAGCGCACUUAUUCUGAAGACAGUCGCUGGAGGCAUGGACGUCAUGCUGAUGGUGUUGGCUGUUCUUCAGCUCUGUGUCACUAUCAGCUGGUCUGUCCUGAGCAUUAAAGCAUUAUGCAAGAAGAAAGCCAAAGGACAGGAUGUAGAGGAUCCAGAACUUUACAGACCCCUCAUAGAUGAAGACCUUUCCAAUCCUGAGUGUUAGAACACUAAAGACACUACACUACACUUAGACUAGUUCAUAUCAAGCACUUUCCUAAUUGUCACAUUUCCAAAGAAAUAACCACAGUGUUGUUCUUAAAAUAAGUGUUUACUAUAUUUACAGAUUAAUUAUAAUUACACAGUUUCAAAUCACUAAUAAAACAUGCUCAUCUGUUAUACUCUAUCAGCUACCAUCAUGUAUAUACCUGCAAAAAAUCUAAUGAAUGUAAAGUAAAUAAAAAACGGGACAUUUUGUUCA
Messenger RNA from Clarias gariepinus (North African catfish), 1600 nucleotides. RefSeq lists its product as uncharacterized. The transcript has 9 exons. The record is from RefSeq and is a predicted model, not a curated record. Bases 584 to 1345 code for a protein of 253 amino acids. Gene Ontology annotation, cellular component: membrane. Lineage: Eukaryota; Metazoa; Chordata; Actinopteri; Siluriformes; Clariidae.